Messenger RNA from Rhineura floridana, 2404 nucleotides. RefSeq names its product nurim (gene NRM). The transcript has 4 exons. Lineage: Eukaryota; Metazoa; Chordata; Lepidosauria; Squamata; Rhineuridae. Gene Ontology annotation, cellular component: nuclear membrane. The record is from RefSeq and is a predicted model, not a curated record. The coding region runs from base 69 to 920 and encodes 283 amino acids.
GGAUUCCAGGGGAGCCCCUCCCCCUGCGGGGCGGUUCCUCCAGGCGGCGGGAGAAGGUUCUCCCCGCCAUGGCUGCUCUGCCACUCCUGAUGAUGGUCCCGGCCCUGGGCAGUUUCCUUUUCACCUUCGGGACCGGCGUGGAGCUGAUACGCUUCCUUUCCUUUCGUGCUCUGUUCGUGCAGCUGCCGACGGGGGCCGGGGCUCCCCAACACAGAAUCGAUGCUGCUCCUAGGCCUCAAUGGGGAGCUGCCCUGAGGGACCCCAAGAUUCUGCAACCACUAACAGUGGAUGUGGGCUUGAUAGUCCUCUUCAUCCUGCAGCACAGCCUUAUGGCCACUGAGCGGGUCAAACGCUGGACCAGCAGUUGCUUUGGGGUUCUGCAGAGAUCUUUCUAUGUCUUUUGCACAGCCCUGGCCCUCCAGUUGCUGAUGAGGUACUGGCAGCCAGUACGGGAUGGUCCCGUUCUCUGGAAUACGAGCACGGAGCCAUGGAUCACUUGGGUCCCGCUCAUCUGCUUUAUCCUCCACUUCAUUGCCUGGCUGGUCAUCUUUAGCAUCCUCCUCAUCUUCGACUACGCAGAGCUGAUGGGGGUCAAACAGGUUUAUUACCACUGUCUAGGCAUGGGGGACCCUUUGGCAGUGAAGUCCUCACGUGCUGUCCGCCUCUACUCCCACCUCCGCCACCCAGUGUACCUGGAGUUUCUCCUCAUCGUCUGGGCCGUUCCCUGCCUCUCCCUUGACCGCCUGCUGCUUGCCUUGCUCUUCACGGCCUACCUUACCUGUGCCCACAGCCUCGACCAGCAAGACUAUCUCUACCUCCGAGCCCAGCUGGAUAAGAAGUUCCAGAUCUUCUCCCGUGAAGAGGCGGCCUAUGGUGACCUGUUGGCUCAGAAUGGCCCCUCAGUCCACCAGGAGAACUGAAUGGAUGUGAAGAUGGUCCCAAUUUUAAUGGAAGAGGGCAUCCUGGCAUUCUGGGGCCUUGCAGUCUGGUAUCUCACACUCUCCCAUGCUAAGCACUGCAUUAUGCAAUGUGUUCUUAUCUCCUUUCGCUUUUAUGCACUCAGAAUUUAGUGGUCUGUAAGUAGAACUCAAAGAGUUCUGGCUUCCAGCAUGCCCACUCUGUUACGACUCACUAAAAGAGUUGUAUACAGCGUUCCCAGGUCAAGAUAUGGAGUCCAGUAGGUUGGAAUCCUGGAUGGGAGAAGCUGGAACUCAAGAUGGCUGAAUUAUAUCCCAAGUUACUUGGAGGGAGGUCUGUAAAGCAGGGGUGGUGGACUUGUGGCCCUCCAGCUGUUGGCGGAUUUCAGCUUCUCUCUUAGAUGGGCAUGGAUUCCUGGUGCCGGCUGUAGAGGAUUAAAGGGAUGCGUUAGGCCCAAAGAGUUUUGUCGCCUGGUCUAGGAAGAACAAUGAGAGUUGCUGAUAAUUGAUGGAAUCUAGGUAGGGUUGUCACACACACCUGGAUAGGCUAUGUUUAACAACUGCGUAGCAGGCAGGUUGGUCAAUAGACAAAAUGUUCCCCUCUGUAGGAAAGCUGCUUCUGUGGGAAUCAAUGGAGGCAAGUCCAUUAGGAUGAGUGGGGCACUGCCCUGCCAACUUCAAGUCUGCCCUUAACCAGUUCCCACCUCCCUGCCAUCUUUACUUACAACCCGUUGGGGUGGCUCUGCCUGUCACUUGCUCUACCUGCUCCUGGUCUCCCAUUCCCAGUGGGCACCAGCCACAGCUGGUUGGAAUUCUGAUGCUGUUAAAAGCAUAGCAGGCCUCACAGUUAAAAUACUGAUGUUGAUGGAUUUGUCAGUACUGUCGUGUUUCAACCAAAGAGAACACGGCUUGGUUCACUUUGUUGCCAUUUUUACUACGGAGAUUCUGUUAAAGCGAUUUUUAAAGUACAGGAUUUUUAGCUUUGGUUCAGAAGCAAAAGCUAUUUUAAAAGGAAAGCAGUUUGGAGCACUUCCCCCCAUCCAUCUAGAUAUAUUUCUUGAAGGACAGCGUCUCCAAGUAUUUUUUCUUCAGCAAGCAGUCAGGAUUAAUUGCCCAUCCACUUGGUUGUUCUUCCAUCAUGUCGGUUCUUCGUCAUUCCAAAGCAGUCUUGAUUCAGAGGCCUCCUUGGGUAGUGGAAAAAAAUGUUUUGGAAAAGGUUCCUGUCAAGAUGGCAGUUAGGCAGUGGAUCAACUGCCUCUCAGAUCUGAAUAUUAGUCUUCUGUAGGGUGACUUUUUGGGUUUUGGGGUGGGUUUUUUGUUGUUUUAUCCUGGGUUUACCUAGCAAUGCAAGAUCUUAGCCUUAAAUUGGAACUCAGUGCCUCAAACAUUUACAAAAUGCUUAUAUGCUUUUAUUGUAGUUUUUAAAAAAGUUCUGUAUCCCAAUGCUAACAAAGUAUUUUUAUAAAAAGGUAUAUUGGAUUUAGAAA